AUGAGAAGUCCGUUUCUCAUUGCCAUGGAAUCAAAAGCUGGCUUCACAGCUCAUUUCCCCACAGAGAAGCUCUGUCACCUGGAGGUGAACUUUCCCAGAGCUUCGUGGGGCCAGUGUAUUGUGGGAUCCAAGAUUUUCAGUUUCCCUUACUGUCAAGGGAUCUGCCUGGCCCCGAACAGAGAGCUCCUUCCCUCCAAUUUUGAGUGCUAUAAGCUUCCUUCCCCACUCACACCUGCUGUGUCUGCUGUAGCCAUGGCUACAAUAGAUUUCACUGUUCUGCAGAGGGAGGCUCCGGCCUGCUCUUGGCUUUUUCAGGUCUGCACUCCUAUCAUCCGCUCUUUGAUGGUCUAGGAUGAUGAACACGAGAUGAGUGUGCACUGAGUGAAUGCUUCCCUCAUAGAAAAGUCUAGCUGCUCCUGA
Mastomys coucha (southern multimammate mouse) is the source of this 420-nucleotide messenger RNA. RefSeq lists its product as uncharacterized. Lineage: Eukaryota; Metazoa; Chordata; Mammalia; Rodentia; Muridae. The record is from RefSeq and is a predicted model, not a curated record.